CUUGCUAUAAGUAGCGAGGGAGCGUGGCUACUUCCUCCUACUUCUUCUUCUCUGUGCGUUUUCGCUCUUCAUCAUUCGUGACAAUGUUGGGUGUUUUCAGCAGCUCGAUCGUGACGGCGCCCGACGAAUUGGCGGCGGCCGGCAACCGGACUCCGUCGCCGAAGACGACCGCGUCUCUGCUCUUCGACCGCUUCGUCCAAAGCUCCGCCGACGUCGUCUCCUUCCGUCUGCACGGCGAUGCCUAUUUGGCCUAUACCCAUCGCGAUCAAACUCCUCUUAUGCCCAGGGUGUUCGCGGCGAAGGACGAGAUCUUCUGCCUGUUCAAGGGGACGCUGGACAACUUGGCCAGCCUCCGGCAGCAGUACGGGCUUGCGAAGAGCGCGAACGAGGCGGUGCUGAUGAUCGAGGCCUAUAAGGCGUUGCGCGACCGGGCGCCUUUCCCGCCCAGCCAUGUGGUCAGCCACCUCAGCGGCGACUUCGCCUUCGUCGUCUUCGACGACUCUGCGUCUGCCGUCUUCGUGGCCUCGGAUCAAAGUGGGAAGGUGCCCUUGUAUUGGGGGAUUACGUCUGAUGGAUACUUGGCCUUCGCCGAUGAGUUGGAGUUGCUUAGGGGUUCUUGUGGCAAGUCCAUUGCAUCUUUUCCUGAAGGGUGUUUCUUCUCAACGAGAUGGGGAGAGCUGAAGAGCUACGAGCACCCGAAGAACAAGGUCACCUGCGUUCCCGCCCCUGAAGAGGACGUCUGGGGCGCCACUUUCCUGGUAGAAAGAGCACCCGUGUUUGCAGCCUUGAAAUGAAGGGGUCGGACACAGUUGCACCUGAUCGAUCGUGCAGAGCAUUUUUCGAAACCAUUCCGAGGACGCAGGGUUGAGAGAGAGAGGCCAUAGGUCAUAGACUAGUUGCUACGGAAGGAAAUGCAUAUAUGUAUAUUGUCAUCUUUGCGUGGUUCCACCAUUCUAUACAUGUGUAGAAUAAGGUGUUGGAUGCAACAACUAUAAUGUGAAUAUUAUAAUAUUACAUUUCUUAUU
Molecule: messenger RNA, 1025 nt
Organism: Nymphaea colorata (pocket water lily)
Lineage: Eukaryota; Viridiplantae; Streptophyta; Magnoliopsida; Nymphaeales; Nymphaeaceae
Product: stem-specific protein TSJT1-like
Exons: 5
Coding region: 84-794 (236 amino acids)
Source: RefSeq, a predicted model, not a curated record